AUGGCACCUGUUAUGAAUGGUAAAUUAAAUGGAUACUCGGCGGAAUUGACUAAGAAACCAUUAGAUGUUGUUAUCGUUGGCGGUGGAUUGGUCGGGUCUCUGGAAGCAUUAUAUUUGGCAAGAAGGGGACAUCGCGUAAGACUUUACGAAUACCGUGAAGACAUCAGAAACACACCUCAAGCGAGAGGGCGGUCAAUAAACUUGGCCUUAUCAGUUCGAGGAAGACGUGCGUUGAAGGAUGUAGGACUAGAGGCACAUAUAAUAGAGAAACAUGGGAUCCCCAUGACUGGAAGAAGAAUCCACAGACUCGAUGGAUCAACUUACGUCAUACCAUACGAUGCGCUAUCUAAUCAGUGUAUCUAUUCCGUGGGACGGAAUUAUUUAAACAGCCUCCUUUUACAAGAGUCCGAGAAAUAUACUAAUGUCGAGCGGCACUUCAAACACAAAUUGGUGGAUACAUACCUAAGUAAAGGGAAUUUAACUUUCCAAAGGACAGACACUGCAGAAAAAAUACAAGUUAGCGCAGACCUAGUUAUAGGUGCUGAUGGCGCCUUCUCUGGAGUUCGUAAAGCAAUGAUGAAGCAACCGCUCUUCGACUACAGUCAAAAAUAUAUUGAACACGGCUAUAUAGAACUUUGCAUACCAGCCGCUGAAAACGGUAGCUUUCAGAUGCCAGCGAACUACUUACACAUUUGGCCCAGAGGCGAGUUUAUGAUGAUUGCACUACCCAACCAGGAUUGCUCCUGGACCGUUACACUUUUUAUGCCAUUUACCAAUUUUCAAAAUUUAGAUACACCAAAGAAGCUUUUAGGAUUCUUUAACAAAAACUUCCCAGAUUCCAUCCCGUUGAUAGGAGAAAAAAAACUUAUUGAAGACUUUUUUGCUGGGUCUCCUUCACCGUUAGUUGCUAUUAAGUGCCGACCUUAUCAUGUGGAAGAUAAGGCAGUACUGAUAGGUGACGCAGCCCACGCUGUGGUACCAUUCUAUGGACAAGGCAUGAAUGCUGGCUUUGAGGACUGUACACUACUCAACGAGCUAUUCCAAAAACAUAACGAUAACCUUGUGGAUAUUCUUAAUGAGUUCUCCAACACUCGGUGGGAAGAUACCUACGCGAUUAGCGAUUUGGCCAUGUAUAACUAUAUCGAGAUGCGGGACCUCGUAACACGUCCGUCUUAUCGCCUCAGGAAAGCAUUCGAUGAAUUUAUGAACUGGCUCCUGCCAAGAACCUGGGUGCCUCUUUAUAAUUCCGUUACAUUUACAACUAUGCCUUAUAAACAGUGUGUGAAGAAUCGUAGCUGGCAAGACAAGAUGCUGCAAAGUAUAUUAAAGGUUGGGAGUAUGGCAGCGCUAACUGGAGUUGUAUUGACAUGGAUGCAAAAUAAAUAUUCUGUUUAA
Arctia plantaginis is the source of this 1395-nucleotide messenger RNA. NCBI's taxonomy places the organism in Eukaryota, Metazoa, Arthropoda, Insecta, Lepidoptera, Erebidae. The record is from the annotation of a GenBank genome assembly.